This is a messenger RNA of Olea europaea var. sylvestris, 1531 nucleotides long. RefSeq names its product putative glucose-6-phosphate 1-epimerase. NCBI's taxonomy places the organism in Eukaryota, Viridiplantae, Streptophyta, Magnoliopsida, Lamiales, Oleaceae. Gene Ontology annotation, molecular function: isomerase activity; carbohydrate binding. Bases 236 to 1207 code for a protein of 323 amino acids. The record is from RefSeq and is a predicted model, not a curated record. The transcript is spliced from 9 exons. Gene Ontology annotation, biological process: carbohydrate metabolic process.
UUCUCUUAUAAAACGGAUUCGCAUAAAAAACUGAAACCCACAGAAAACGUGUAAAAGCACACACUUCUCACCAAAAUCUGAUAAUCAAAAUUCAAUCGCUUUAAAAUUUUGAAAUUGAAAUUUUUUUUCAGUAUGCAUAAUUUGAAUAUUUGUUGAUGAAAUGCCACAGAAAUAACUGAGACCGACAAUUUUGUAUACAUAUAUAGACACAGAUAGUUGUCGAUUGUGACGUCACAUGAUGUCGUCGACGACGGCGGUAACGGCAGCGAUCGACAGGGUUCCGGUUGAGAUUUGUAAGGGAAUCAAUGGCCUCGAGAAGGUCGUCCUUCGAGAAGCCCGCGGCAGCUCCGCCGAGGUUUAUCUUUUUGGGGGUCACGUGACAUCAUGGAAAAAUGAUCAUGGGGAGGAGUUGCUUUUCGUCAGUAAUAAGGCCAUUUUCAAACCUCCAAAGCCAAUUCGUGGAGGGAUUCCUAUAUGCUUUCCACAAUUCUCCAAUCAUGGCUCUCUUGAGCAGCAUGGAUUUGCUAGAAACAGGUUUUGGAGCAUUGACACCAAUCCCCCUCCAUUUCCAACCAACUCCCCCACUAAGACGUUUGUUGACUUGAUCCUCAAGUCCACUGAAGAGGACAUGAAAAUCUGGCCUCAUAGUUUUGAGUUCCGCUUACGGGUAACUUUGGGACCUUCUGGAGAUCUUAUGUUGACGUCUCGUAUCAGGAAUAACAACACUGAUGGAAAGCCUUUUAUAUUUACAUUUGCAUAUCAUACCUAUUUCUCUGUUUCAGAUAUCAGUGAAGUUCGAGUCGAAGGAUUGGAAACUUUGGAUUAUCUUGAUAAUCUGCAGAACAAGCAGCGUUUUACUGAACAAGGGGAUGCAAUUACUUUUGAAUCAGAAGUGGACAAAAUAUACCUCAGCACACCCACAAAGAUUGCGAUCCUGGAUCAUGAAAAGAAACGGACAUUUGUGAUCCGUAAAGAUGGGCUUCCUGAUGCAGUUGUAUGGAAUCCUUGGGAUAAGAAGGCAAAGGCAAUGGCUGAUUUUGGAGAUGAUGAAUACAAGCACAUGCUUUGUGUUGAGGCUGCUGCAGUGGAAAAACCUAUCACUUUGAAGCCCGGUGAGGAGUGGAGAGGAAGGCAGGAACUUUCUGCUGUGCCUUCAAGUUACUGCAGUGGGCAGCUUGAUCCUCAGAGAGUCCUCCUUGGCAGCUGAAAAUCCGAUAUGCCCAUUAUAUCAUGUACAGGUGUCAUACUGCAAAUAUGCGGCUACAGUGCGAUGGCAACCUCUGUUCAAGACCCUUUUUUACUGUCUUGUCCUCAAUACAUUUUCUUUACUUGGAUGGAAAGGGGACCCUUUAGUAGAACUUUCAAAUGCUUUAUUGCUUAAUCAAUGACUUUUUUGGUGGGCAUGUGAAAGUGUAAUCAAGAUUCAAGACGCUGUGUAUAAGAUUGAGGAUUUCUGCUACUGUGGUAUAACUCUUCUGAUGCGAUUAUUACCUGUUAUUGAAAUAUUAUUUCAUGGAUUGGUUGAGCUUUA